UUCAACUGUCACAUGAUCCCCAAACCCGGAAGUGAUGGAUCCUCUGAGGCAGACGAGCAAACCCAGACGCAUUUAAGCUGUCAAACAUGCCUCUUUCUCACCACAACGCAUUUUUAACCGCGUGGGUGUUGUAUGUUUGCGCUGUGGCGUCAAGCGAAGGAGCUAACGCCACACUUUCCGUCUCGCCAGCGGUCGAGUCGCCGGUUGUCAAGCCGGCGGCGGCCCCCGUCAGCCUGCUGCUGUCCGCCUUCCCGGACGACUUGGAGGUGAGCGACUACUGCAGCGAGCUGCUGCGCCUCUUUGGCCAACGUUACGUGGCCUAUGUCAACUGCCUGGUUCCGGCUGCGCGGCCGGUUAAAGUGUGCCAGAACUGCUUCGGCGCUUACGGCAGCCUGGUGACCACCUACAUGAACAUCUCCUCAGAGCAGUCGGCUCCUGGCAAUGAGAGCUGCAGGGACAGCUUGUUGCGCAGUGACCGUCUCAUGCUGGUUUAUCUGCUCUUCGACAACCUGCAGGACCUGUGGACCAAAGCAGCCUGCGACAAUUGUAUCAACGACGGAUUCCGGAGCCUCACCGAUGACACGCUGUACUUCAUGUCCAUUCUCAACCAAACUCUCACCUGCUUUGAAAGAUACCAGCAGGGCAACCACACAGAGCUGUGCAAAAACUGUAAGAGCGCAUAUAAGGGGCUCAAUGAGCUGUACAGUGGAAUGGAGAAGAAUGGCACCAUGUGUAUUGACAUCGAGGAUGGUAUGAACAUGACCCGCAGGCUGUGGAGUAAGAACUUCAAAUGUUCCCUUCCCCGGGAGGAGACGGUGCCUGUCAUCGCCGUGUCCAGCUUCAUGCUCUUUCUGCCCAUCAUUUUCUACUUGAGCAGCUUCCUUCACUCAGAACAAAAGAAACGCAAGCUCAUACACCCCAAGAGAGCAAAGUCGUACGCCUCCAGUCUGAUGAACAUUCGGGACAAGCGGAGCUGAUGUUGGACACCACCGAGGAGUUGACUUUUUCUACAUUUUGGAGGUUUGUGUUGCAGUGACAGCAGGCUGAAUUAACCUAUCAGUUUUUAGACACGUGCAUUACUUUGUCAAACACACUGGAGUUUUCAACGUACAUAAUUUGACUUUGGUUCAGCAAUAGCCCAUAUCACUUUGUCCUGAACUUUCAUGAGACUUUUUGAAGCAGUUGUAACCAAAUAUAUUGUCAUUAAAUUAAGAUAUUUAACUUUU
This is a messenger RNA of Phyllopteryx taeniolatus (common seadragon), 1226 nucleotides long. It is a transcript of the gene ostm1, whose product is annotated as osteoclastogenesis associated transmembrane protein 1. Lineage: Eukaryota; Metazoa; Chordata; Actinopteri; Syngnathiformes; Syngnathidae. The record is from RefSeq and is a predicted model, not a curated record. The transcript is spliced from 6 exons. The coding region runs from base 87 to 977 and encodes 296 amino acids. Gene Ontology annotation, cellular component: cytosol.